This is a messenger RNA of Phaethon lepturus (White-tailed tropicbird), 945 nucleotides long. It is a transcript of the gene RPH3AL, whose product is annotated as rabphilin 3A-like (without C2 domains). The record is from RefSeq and is a predicted model, not a curated record. The transcript has 8 exons. Gene Ontology annotation, biological process: intracellular protein transport. Lineage: Eukaryota; Metazoa; Chordata; Aves; Phaethontiformes; Phaethontidae. The coding region runs from base 1 to 945 and encodes 314 amino acids. Gene Ontology annotation, molecular function: small GTPase binding.
AUGGCUGACACGAUUUUUGGCAGCGGGUCGGGCCAGUGGGUGUGCCCCAACGACCGGCAGCUGGCACUGCGUGCCAAGCUCCAGACAGGCUGGUCAGUGCACACAUUCCAGACUGAGAAGCAGAGGAAGAUGCAGGCUCUGAGCCCGCAGGAACUUGAGGUCAUUCUGGAAGUCAUCCGCAAGGCGGAGAAAUUGGACAUCAUCGAGCAGCAGCGCAUCGGGCGCCUGGUGGAGCGGCUUGAGAACAUGAGAAAGAACGUGAUGGGGAAUGGCCUCUCCCAGUGUCUGCUCUGCGGUGAACUGCUUGGGCUGCUGGGCAGCACAUCGGUCUUCUGUCAGGAUUGCAAAAAGAAAGUUUGCACCAAGUGCGGAAUAGAAACCUCUGGAACCCAGAAACGUCCUCUUUGGUUGUGCAAGAUCUGCAGUGAACAGAGAGAGGUUUGGAAGAGGUCUGGUGCCUGGUUCUACAAAGGGCUGCCCAAGUACAUCACACCUUUGAAGACCAGCAGCAAAUCCAGUGAGCUGCCCUCACAGCCUUGGCAAAGUGAGCCAGCCGUGACAGAGGCCGAGGGUGUCGGGACCAGCCGAUCCUUCACCUGGGCCAGGGGAAAAGUGGCUUCUAGCGACAGUGAGAGCGACUCGGAGUGCAGUUCCUCCAGCCUGGAUGAUAAGCCUUUACCUGCGGGGUCAAAAGGCCCACAAGGCAGAAGGCACCGAGCAGGGCUGGCACCCAUAGAGGAACCCAGCCAGUCUGUGGGCAGGGCACUGGGGAGCACCCACUCCCCUGCUCUCUCAGGGAGCCGCGGCAGCCUGGACAGCGAGCAGGGGGCUGCCCUCAGCGCCACAGAGGGCUGCCAGAGUGACCAGCCGGCAGACGGGCGUGACAGCAAUGUUGGCAGCAGGGUCCAUGGCAGACGGUGCGUCCACACCAGAACGCGCUGCUGA